CAUGACAAGGGUUGUGUGAAACAUUAUGUUUGACAAUCGCUGAUUGGAUGACAGGCGUGAAAGCAAAAUGUACAAGGUGACAUCACCCAAAAAAGAGGAAGCAAUACUUCCUCUAAGCAAAUCGGACCGUUGGAAAGAAAUUCACCUCACUUUUAAUCUUUACAAUGCGAAUGGAGAAUACAGUCAACUAACAGUGAGUGGCAUAAUGAGUAACGUGACGUACGCUGUGGUCAACAAGCCUAAACAAAAGUACCCACCGUCUGAAAACAGAACUUCAUAUGGCUCUCAUCACUAUGACAACGAUCCAUUAGUGACAACAUUGCCAUUGUACAGUAUGGUCGGACCCUCAGAGGGCGCCUGGAGCUCUGCAGGUUUAGCAGAAUUAUCGUCUGGCGCUAGUUUGGAGUCUGUAUCAGGCACGCACAACGAUUACGAAGAGGUUUCUACCUCAGUGACGGAAAUUUCCAACAAGUCUGUGCGUGAUAGCCUUGAAUAUAAUUACCGGGUUCAGAAGCCAAGAGGACCCAGACCACCACCUCCUGCUUGGACAUAACAGGUGUCUACCAGACCCAACAGGACGUGUUUGCACUUUGUAUUAUGUACCUUUACUCUUGUUUAAAAUAAAAACAUUUGUAUAAAAGUUUUCUGAAACAAUACAUUUUGAGGAGGAAUAUUAGUCAUAGUUUAGUAACUGUAUAAUGACCAUAAAUCAAGUCACAGUCAUUUAUGCAGUCCUUAAUUUGAACAAAUGUCUCAAAGGGCUUCACAGGCCCAAAGUUGACAGACAAUUUUGACACCCUCUGAUCCUAAUCAUACCACAAGGGCCCUGAGCCUUUCAUAGUGGAGCAUUUUGCAUGUUAGCAAUCAUAGUGAAGAGUGUUUAGAAGGUUAGCAUGUAGCUGUCUAGACCACCACAUACUGUAUUUAGUGUCUAAGUUUGGGAAUGAGCUGCAGCAUAAACAUAAAAGUAGAGGGAAGAAAAAGUGAGAUUGGCAAAACGAGCGAUGAGUGAUUCAAUUUCACGUGAUGAUGUGAUUUAGAAAGGAGAGCUUGUUGCUAGGCAACAGAGCAGCUUCCCUUUCAAGUUUCCCCUCCUUCUUGUUGUUUUUUUUUUUUAAACAAUCAGGUCAGAGCGAAGCUCAUUGGUAACCAUGGCAACAGCCUCAUCAUCACCAUUGUCCAGCCUAAAUCCAGGAAGUGGUGGUUCUUGACACGAUGUCAUUUCCUGCUUCUUCCAGCCACCGAGGCAGACAUUCCUCAUCUGUGGUUCUUUUUUCCUGGCCAUCUUUUUUGUCUCCUUCCCUCUUUCCUUCCCUCUCAGCUUGCCUGCUUGUAAGUGAGUGCCUGUGCGUGCGUCAGGGUGUGCGCGUGCGUGCGUGUGUGUGAAAGUGGAAAAAGAUGAAAACAUCAAGUGAAGAAAAUGACAGAGGAAGAAGUGGUGGAAUGAUUACAGGCUUCGAUGUUCAAACCUUAAAAGUCAGCAGACGUUAUUUUAGGCCCGGGCCUCUGCUGAGGAAUGUUUCUGGUUCUGCUGGCUCACACCCUGCAACCAUGUGACCAAUCAGACUCCACUGAUGAGGAAGACUGUCGUCAUAGUAAUUGGAUCACGCACACAUACAGACACAAAUGUUACUAUUUGUUGAUAAAUAAAGACUAGUUAGUUAUGUAGUCUUUGGCCCAUAGUGGCAACACAAGGGGUGACCCAAGAUAUGCCGUAGUCAGCAUUCUACUUUGAAAUAAGGGUAUGGCAGUUUGGAUCUGGACAAGAUGAUGGAGUCAUGGUUUCCAUGCCCUCAUUACAGUCAAGAGGUUUCCGGUUGAAAUCUCAGCUUCCAAAAAUAUCCAGGCAUUUUAGCUUUAGUGAGGCCUUUGGCGUGAAUGCUUGUUUGUUUGUAUGUGCCCUAACAAUGACUG
Molecule: messenger RNA, 1914 nt
Organism: Corythoichthys intestinalis (scribbled pipefish)
Lineage: Eukaryota; Metazoa; Chordata; Actinopteri; Syngnathiformes; Syngnathidae
Gene: ptpn18
Product: protein tyrosine phosphatase non-receptor type 18
Exons: 5
Coding region: 68-553 (161 amino acids)
Source: RefSeq, a predicted model, not a curated record